Messenger RNA from Nerophis lumbriciformis (worm pipefish), 1041 nucleotides. Lineage: Eukaryota; Metazoa; Chordata; Actinopteri; Syngnathiformes; Syngnathidae. The record is from RefSeq and is a predicted model, not a curated record.
AUGCAGCACAGGCCGGUGUGCGCGGGCUGCCACAGGCCAAUCGCCGACAAGUUCCUGCUGAGGGUAGCGGACGGCCUCCGGCACGAGGCGUGCGCACGCUGCUCGGCUUGCGGGCGCGCGUUGAAGGACUCGUGCUUCGUGCGCGAGCAGCGACUCUACUGCAAGCGGGACUAUGCUGAGCUGUUUCCAGUGCGCUGUGGGGGCUGCUCCGAGACCAUCUCUCCUACGGAGCUGGUUCUACGUGCUGGGCCUGCCAUUUUUCACCUGCGUUGCUUCACUUGCAGCGUGUGCGGCACCCCUCUGAGGACCGGAGAUCGCUGCGUGCUCAGGGAGGGUCGGCUUAUGUGCACCAGGGAGGACUACCACCGUCGUACGUGUAGCCCGACUUCAUCCGACACAGGAAAAAGUGAGGAUGUUGAUGAAGAUGAUGAGGAAAUGAAGGAGAGACUUACGCGUAGACCAACGAAAUAUGAUGAACAGGAGAGUAAACGUCCCAAAAGACCUCGUACUAUUUUGACCACCCAACAAAGACGCAUCUUCAAAGCCUCCUUUGAGGUUUCAUCCAAGCCGUGCCGAAAGGUACGGGAGACCUUGGCAGCAGACACCGGCCUUACCGUACGAGUCGUGCAGGUCUGGUUCCAGAACCAAAGAGCCAAGAUGAAAAAACUGGCUAGGAGACAACAGCAGCAGGAACAAGAUCAGCCAACUCAGGAGCAGCAGGAACAGCCAUCACAUCUCAAAGCGCCCUCCAAUGGUGUACCUAAUACUCAACUAGAGCACAUGGGGCCUUCCUACUCUCAUGGCCAGCAUCAGCAGCAGAUGGGAUUCACUGGAGUGGAGCAGCAAGACUUUGACCCGGACCACUUUAGACAGGGCCUGACCCCACCUCAGAUGCCAGGAGAUCACAUGCACCCCUACGGUUUGCAGGCUCUUUACGGCGACACUAUGGACACGGACUGCACAUCAUUGGGCGACGCCUCCUCUCUCCUCACUCCCAUCGAUUGCCUCUACUCCAUGCAGGACUCUUACUUCACCUCCUGA